AUGAGCAAACAAGGGCGCCCUGGGAUUGCCAAUUCCGGCUUCGCUCGUGUCUCCCGCACAGUGACUGCCGACUUGGAACAUGUCCUGGAGCAAUACGAUCACGACUAUGAUCGGGUACCGGCCUCAUUGAUCCAUCUCGGCGACCAUUGGUCUGCCAUUUUCAACCCAAAUGUCGCUCGCGAGCUCAAUGUAGAGCUUGUCAAAGAAUUCGGGCCGCAUCAAAGUUUUUGUCCCAUCAUGGACGUGAGGUUCUCACCAGACGGUCGCCAUCUGGCAUCGCGAAGCUGUGGUGGCGCCAAAAUCUGGAAUGUCCAGCAAGAUUGGCAGAAAAUGCACGACUUUCCCGACAGUCCCACCUCGGAUAAAGGCAUGUUUGGGGGCGAAUCCGAAGCUAUUCGCUUCUCCCCGGACAGCAGACUUGUCGCAACUGGUGGGGGAGGGGGCGACAUUCUCAUCUGGGAUAUGGAGAGCGGCUCUCGCAAGCAUCGAAUUUCUGGUCAUGAUGGUGGUGUGAGGGCGCUAGCUUUUUCCAACGACGGGAAAGUGCUUGCAAGUAGUGGUGGGGAUCAAACUGUGUGUCUCUGGGAUGCCGAAUCGGCCGACUUGAUCAAGAAAUUUGCUGUAGAAGGUGCAGUCCUUGACGUGAACUGGUCACCAGACGACAGUCUACUCGCAGCAUCUUCGGGACACGACAUCAUUAUUUGGGAUGCUGGUACAAAAAGCGUCCUGAGUAGGUUUGAGACUAAAUCUCAGGGACGCUCGAGUUUGAUCGCCUCGCUCGUAUUUUCCCCGAAUGGCAAAAUGCUUAUAUCUGGAGGUUUUGAUGGAUGGAUCAAAGUUUGGUCCUUGGAAGACGGCAUCCCAGACAAUGAAGCGCUUCUACUGCAACUACGGGGACAAGAGGAGGUGAUCUGUAGUUUGGCCGUUACACCAGACAACAGAUGGCUCGUCUCGGGCUCCAAGAAUCGUGACCUUUUGUUGUGGGAUCUACAGAGUGGUGAUGCGCAAGUUCUAGUAUCUGCGUUUGCAAAUUCAGUGACGGGAGUCGACGUGUCUACAAAAGGGGACCUGAUCGCUACAUCCUGCGGCGAUGGCACGAUUCGUAUCUUUUCAUACAGUCCUUACGCGUCGCCGGAACCCGAGGCCGCAGCCAAGGUGUAUACGCACGGAAGUUUACGCGGUUUCGAUAUGCCACUUGGCCAUUUCCCCGCACACCAUUUUCCCAUCAUGACCGGGAAUGUAGGCGACUGGCUUUCUCCGACACUGUCUAUCCGGGAGCUUUGCAUGCUCAAGUUCAUGGACGAGAUUACCGACAAGCCCGACUGGUGGACCAAGGUUCACGACGCAGUCAUUGCCGGCCGCUGGAAGGCCGAGGCGCUGGAUGCUAAAUGGGGUUCAUAUCGCCGCUACGGGGACUUUACAUCCGCCAUGGCGGACGCGUGUAUCGCAGAGCUGCAUAAAAAAGCACAAUUGGUGCAAGCAUGUGGUUUUGUACCCACCUUUGACUACUCUACGUGCGUUGUCAAAUCUGAUUCCAUGAUGGAUGACACACUUGCUAGUGCACUAAAGUCCUCGUCCUUGGUACUCGAACAAGGGCUGCAGGGCAAAGGCUGGCAUCCCGGCAGCGACGGCAAGGUGCUUGACUUGGUUCAUCCCUCUGUCUGCCCCUUGGUGUAUGGCCAGUCUCGCGUGCUCACACCCGGACAAGUCGUACCUCGCGAUUCAUGCGUGUCCAUGAUGGGCGCAGGCCAAGUCAUCACCGACCCCGGUCAAGCAGCCAGAAAGGGUGUGCGAGCAUAUAAUUACUUCUCUACUCGUUUCCAGUGGCUGCCGGCCGAGGUGCUCAUCACGAAUGGAAAGGUCAAGAUUGACAGCUAUAUCAACAACCUCCACCCGCAGGAGCAUCCUGGCAUUUACUCAAUCAUCGAAACGCUCAUUGAAAAGUCCUUGCCGGCCUGGGACCUUGUCUAUCGAUGGCCAGACGAAUUCGCGCAUCAGAGGCUAGUCGUCAAGUCUGUCGUUCCAGAGUGCCUGACUCCGGAUAUCUGCCAGGAAACUUAUGAGUGUAGCCCCAGCAACCGCCCGUUGGAUACGGAUGAAGAACCUCGAUCAGACGAGGAGGAGGAGGAGGAGAAUGAGGAGGAGGAGAAUGAGGAGGAGGAGAAUGAGGAGGAGGAGAAUGAGGAGGAGGAGAAUGAGGAGGAGGAGAAUGAGGAGGAGGAGAAUGAGGAGGAGAAUGAGGAGGAGGAGCAGGAGGAGGGGAAGUCUGACUCUGCAACCUUGGACAACAACGACGCCGCCAGAACUAUUCCAGAGCAAGGUAAAAAUGAUGCCAAGGCAGUCCGAAGGAUGCGCGACAGUCAGUGGUGGGAACAGACACAUCCUCUGCGCCUACCCAAUCCAGCCGAUGAUGGCUUCGCACGCGGCAUCAAACCAGAAGACAUUGCGUCCUCGGAAUAUUUUCUCCGCACAGGCAAAGGUGCGCAACGAAUUCAGGUCAUUGUCAAGCUGGCCAAUAUACAUCUAUCCCCGGAAAACCCAGCGUACGACGGAGGAUCGUGGCACGUCGAAGGCUUGCUGAAUGAGCACAUUUGCGCCACGGCGCUGUUUUACUACGACAACGAAAACAUUACCGAUAGUCGACUCGAGUUUCGGUCGGUCGCGAACAGAGAAGACCUCACGGGCGACCUGGACUAUGCGCAAAACGACUUUGAUUCGAUCAAGCGGGCAUUCGGCAUCGAUCCCGAAGGCAGCACAAUGCAGGACAUUGGUGAGAUUUCGACGCGCCAGGGUCGAGCCAUUUUCUUUCCCAAUAUACUCCAGCACAGGGUAAGCCCGUUUCGGCUCAAGGACGCCUCUCGUCCCGGCCAUCGCAAGAUUGUCGCACUGUUCCUCGUGGACCCUGCCAUACCAAUCAUUUCCACCGCCAACGUGCCGCCUCAGCAGCGGGACUGGUGGCGCAAUGCGGAAAAGAACGGCGGAGGAGGAGGAGGAGAGGUGAAAGGCGAGGGUGGCUCGACUUUGGGCAAGACGGGCGUGGCUGAUGGCUUGAUGGACAGUGAGGAGGCAAGUAGGAUCAUGGAAGAGCUCAUGGCAGAGAGAACGAUGCAUCAGGACAAGGCAAACCAUGACUUGCGGGAGCUGGAUUGGGACUUUUGCGAGCACUAG
Molecule: messenger RNA, 3168 nt
Organism: Beauveria bassiana ARSEF 2860
Lineage: Eukaryota; Fungi; Ascomycota; Sordariomycetes; Hypocreales; Cordycipitaceae
Product: transcriptional repressor TUP1
Exons: 3
Coding region: 1-3168 (1055 amino acids)
Molecular function (GO): protein binding
Source: RefSeq, a predicted model, not a curated record